UCGUGUAUUCAACAUUUGAUUUUGUUCGUGAACAAGAUUGUGUGCAGUAGUUACACAGUUUCUUGUUUCAUUAUCAGACUGUCAGCUCAACCUCAAAUAGAAGGUGAAACGUUUGGCUAGUAACCUAUCUUUGGCUUAACUGUCAGGUGAUACCCCAAGCCAAGUCAAAUUGACUGACCACUUUAUAAAUAAAGUGAUGUUAUUCUUUAUUUAAACUUUAUUUAACUAGGCAAGUCUGUUAAAGAACACUUUCUGCCUACCAAAAGGCCUCCUGCAGUGACGGGGGCUGGGAUAAUAAAAAAAAUGCGACAAGAGAGACCUAAAACAACAAACAUAGCAUGGCAGCAACAAAUUACAACAUAGCAUGGAAGCGACUCAACAUGGCAGCACAACAUGAUAGCUACACAAAACAUGGUCAAUGCCAGUGUGACAAUGGAUGGGUACUCGGUGCAUAAAGUAAUAGGUGAAGGGUCCUUUGGUCGGGCACUACUUGUCCAAUCCAGAAUCAACCAUGAGAACUAUGUCAUGAAAGAGAUCCUACUCCCAAAGACACAAUCCAAGAUGGCGAACACCAGAAGAGAAGCUGUGCUCCUGUCCAGGAUGAAACAUCCCAGCAUAGUGGCCUUCAGAGACUCUUUUGAAGGUGACGGCCACCUCUACAUAGUGAUGGAGUUCUGUGGUGGAGGAGACCUGCUCCAGAGGAUACAACAACAGAGGAACACACUGUUCUCACAGGAAACAAUCCUGAAGUGGUUUGCUCAGAUGUGUUCUGGUACGAUCCACAUCCAUGACAAACGGGUCUUACACCGGGAUCUCAAGUCCAAGAAUAUCUUCCUGACAGACGAUGGCACGGUGAAGCUGGGUGACUUUGGCUCAGCCUGUGUUCUGAACAGUGCGAAGGCCUACGCUCACACGUACGUAGGAACGCCUUACUAUGUGUCUCCAGAGAUCUGGGACAGUAAGCCGUACAACAACAAGAGCGAUGUGUGGUCUCUCGGCUGUGUCCUCUACGAGCUCUGCACCCUGCGACACCCGUUUCAGGCUCCUAGUUGGAAGAGUCUGAUCAUGAAGGUGUGCCGUGGUUCCUACCCUCCUCUUCCCCAACACCUGCCCUAUGAGCUGCACUACCUGGUCAAACAGAUGUUCAAGACCAACCCCAAAGACCGUCCGUCCCUCCACACCAUCCUCACGUCUCACCGCAUAGCCGGUCUCCUGCACCGACACCUGCCCAACAAGGAGUCGGAGAGGAGAACAGGGAGAUGGAGGAGAGAGGAGGGGGAGAAGGUCGCCUCACUCCUGGGGCAGAAGACCCUCAUCACAGGCUCUACCCUGGAGGGUCUGGAGAUCUGUGUGGCCCCUGAGGCCCCUGCUGAGGCCCCUGCUGAGAGCAGCACCAGUAGAGAGCAUUGUGGCCCUCGUAGACAGUGGGCCCCAGGCCCCUCAGACACAGCUCUACAGGUGUUGGCUAACACAGACCUCCUCUCCUCUGGGAGUCUGGCAACCACAGGCCAGACACAUUCAGAGAACAGAGAGCGGAGACGAUGGGACAGGAGUCCACCAGAGAAGCUACUGAGACUGUUAGAGAAAGCCCAGCUCAGCACCGCUUUCAGAACCUACUCCAUACACACAGAAGGUGAAGACCCGCUGGUAGGCCCCCUGUCCCGGGGAGGAAGGGACGACACCGACGGACCGACAGCUGGACAGACAGAGGAUGAAGAACGGCUGCAACCACGCUCUGAUGACGAGGAUACAGACUUUGAAGAGGACUGUCCCUGUGACUGGAUGGAGGAACUAGAGCAGAUGUCUAUGGACCACUGAUACCUAGCGGUCUGCCUAGCUAGCGGUCUGCCUAGCUAGCGGUCUGCCUAGCUAGCGGUCUGCCUAGCUAGCGGUCUGCCUAGCUAGCUGUCUGCCUAGCUAGCGGUCUGCCUAGCUAGCUAGCGGUCUGCCUAGCUAGCUAGCGGUCUGUCUAGCUAGCUAGCGGUCUGCCUAGCUAGCUAGCGGUCUGCCUGCCUAGCUAUGUCCACUACAGUAGGCUAUGUCCACUGUCUACAGGAUGUUCACUACAGUAGGCUAUGUCCACUGUCUACAGGAUGUCCACUACAGUAGGCUAUGUCCACUACAGUAGGCUAUGUCCACUACAGUAGGCUAUGUCCACUGUCUACAGGAUGUCCAUUACAGUUGUCUACGGUGCCUUGGGAAACUAUUCAGACCCCUUUUACUUUUUCCACAUGUUGUUAUGUUAAAGCUUUGUUCUAAAAUUGAUUAAAUCGAUUUUUCCCCCUCUUCAAUCUAAACACAAUAUGGCAUCACAAUACCCCAUAAUGGCAUCACAAUACCCCAUAAUGGCAUCACAAUACCCCAUAAUGGCAUCACAAUACCCCAUAAUGGCAUCACAAUACCCCAUAAUGGCAUCACAAUACCCUAUAAUGACAAAGAAAAAACUGUAUUUUAGUCAUUUUUGAUAAUUAUUCAGACCCUUUACUCAGUACUCUGGUGAAGCACCUUUGGCAGCAAUUACAUCAUCCAGCCUUCUUGGGUAUAAUGCUACAAGCUUGACACCUGUAUUUGGGGAGUUUCUCCCAUUCUUCUCUGCAGAUCCUCUCAAGCUCUGUCAGGUUGGAUGGGGAUCAUUGCUGCACAACUAUUUUCAGGUCUCUAGAGAUGUUCGAUCGGGUUCGAGUCCGAGCUCUGACUGGGCCACUCAAGGACAUUCAGAGAUUUGUCCCGAAGCCACUCCUGCGUUGUCUUGGCUGUGUGCUUAGGGUCGUUGUCCUGUUUUAAGGUGAAACUUCCCCCCAGUCUGUGGUCCUGAGCGCUCUGGAGCAGGUUUCAUCAAAGAUCUCUCUGUACUUUGCUCCGUUCAUCUUUCCCUCGAUCCUGACUAGUCUCCCAGUCCCUGCCGCUGAAAAACAUCCCCACAGCAUGAUGCUGCCACCACUUGACAUUCAGGCCAAAGAGUUCAAUAUUGGUUUUAUCAGACCAGAGAAUCUUGUUGAAUCUUGAGUCUUUAGGUGCCUUUUGGCAAAUUCCAAGCAGGCUGUCAUGUGCCUUUUACUGAAGAGUGGCUUCCAUCUGGCCACUCUUCCAUAAAGGCCUGAUUGGUGGAGUGCUGCAGAGAUGGCUGUCCUUCUGGAAGGUUCUCCCAUCUCCACAGAGGAACUCUGGAGCUCUGUCAGGGUGACCAUCAGGUUCUUGGUCACCUCCCUGACCAAGGCCCUUCCCAACCAAUUGCUCAGUUUGGCCCAGAAGCCAGCUCAAGGAAGAGUCUUGGUGGUUCCAAACUUCUUCCAUUUAAGAAUGAUGGAGGCCACUGUGUUCUUGGGGACCUUCAAUGCUGUAGACAUUGUUUUGGUACCCUUCCACCAGAUCUGCGCCUCGACACAAUCCUGUCUCGGAGCUCUACGGACAAAUUCCUUCAACCUCAUGGCUUGGUUUUUGCUCUGUCAACUGUGGGACUUUAUAUAGACAGGUGUGCUUUUCUAAAUCAUGUUCAAUUAAUUGAAUUCAUCACAGGUGGACUCCAAUCAAAUUGUAGAAAUAUCUCAAAGGAUGAUCAAAAUAGAAUGAUAUGUCACUUGCACAGAAUACAACAGGUAGACCUUACAUUGAAAUGCUUUCAAUGGAAACAGGAUAAACCUGAGCUCAAUUUUGAGUCUCAUAGCAAGGGGGCUGAAUACUUAUGUAAAUAAGGUGCUUCUGUUUUUUUAUACUGUAUAUACAUUUGCAAACAUUUCUAGAAACCUGUUUUCACUUUUGUAAUUAUGGGGUAAUUGUGUGUAGAUAGAUGAGGGGAAACAAUUAUUUAAUAAUUUUAGAAUAAGGUUGUAAGGCUGUCGGUCCACUACACUAGUCUGUCUGUCCACUACACUAGUCUGUCUGUCCACUACACUAGUCUGUCUGUCCACUACACUAGUCUGUCUGUCCACUACACUAGUCUGUCGGUCCACUACACUAGUCUGUCGGUCCACUACACUAGUCUGUCGGUCCACUACACUAGUCUGUCGGUCCACUACACUAGUCUGUCUGUCCACUACACUAGUCUGUCUGUCACAAUACACUAGUCUGUCUGUCCACUACACUAGUCUGUCUGUCCACUACACUAGUCUGUCUGUCCACUACACUAGUCUGUCGGUCCACUACACUAGUCUGUCGGUCCACUACACUAGUCUGUCGGUCCACUACACUAGUCUGUCGGUCCACUACACUAGUCUGUCUGUCCACUACACUAGUCUGUCUGUCACAAUACACACUGCCACAAUACAGGCUGUCACAAUACACGCUGUCACAAUACACGCUGUCACAAUACACGCUGUCACAAUACACGCUGUCACAAUACACACUGCCACAAUACACACUGCCACAAUACACACUGCCACAAUACACGCUGUCACAAUGCAAGCUGUCACAAUGCAAGCUGUCACAAUACACACUGCCACAAUACACACUGCCACAAUACACGCUGUCACAAUACACACUGCCACAAUACAGGCUGUCACAAUACACACUGCCACAAUACACACUGCCACAAUACACGCUGUCACAAUACACGCUGUCACAAUACACACUGCCACAAUACACGCUGUCACAAUACACACUGCCACAAUACACACUGCCACAAUACACACUGCCACAAUACACGCUGUCACAAUACAGGCUGUCACAAUACAGGCUGUCACAAUACAGGCUGUCACAAUACACACUGCCACAAUACACACUGUCACAAUACACACAGAUUGCAUUCCAUCUUAUCUAUUACAUAUGAAUGACUAAAUGACAGCACUUUAAUACAACUGAAAUGAUUCAACAAACUUCCCGUUAACUUGUUUUUCCUGUGGGGGAUGUUCAUUUGAUUUCCAUAAAGAUAAUUUACAUUACAAUGGAGUCCUUCAGCAUUCACUCCUUUCCAGAGUGGCCUACAAUCAAUCAGUCCGUUCAACCACAGUAGAAACAUCAACUAGCACAAUCACUGUACAGGAGAAACCUUCAAACACCCAGCUGUCUGCAAAAUCAAUACUAGUAAGUGUAAAGGCAAAGAUAAGUACAGAUCAACAUUACGUGUGUGUGUGUGUGUGUGUGUGUGUGUGUGUGUGUGUGUGUGUGUGUGUGUGUGUGUGUGUGUGUGUGUGUGUGUGUGUGUUUCAUUCAGGAAAACCCUUUUUUUGCGGUUAUUGUCAGAUUAUCCGUUUUGUAGCUGCAUAGAAUUUACAGUGCAGUUCUGAACUUUACUCCUUCCUGAUCACGAGGGUCAUAUUCAUUAGUGCACACAGUACUGAAACGUUUUACAACUGAAAACAAGUGGGUUUUUUUACGAGACAAGUUCAGUUAGUCCCUCCCUGUUUCAGCCCUUCAGGCAGUCCCUCCCUGUUUCAGCCCUUCAGGUAGUCCCUCCCUGUUUCAGCCAUUCAGUUAGUCCCUGUUUCAGCCCUUCAGGUAGUCCCUCCCUGUUUCAGCCCUUCAGGUAGUCCCUCCCUGUUUCAGCCCUUCAGUUAGUCCCUGUUUCAGCCCUUCAGGCAGUCCCUCCCUGUUUCAGCCCUUCAGGUAGUCCCUCCCUGUUUCAGCCCUUCAGGUAGUCCCUCCCUGUUUCAGCCCUUCAGGUAGUCCCUCCCUGUUUCAGCCCUUCAGUUAGUCCCUGUUUCAGCCCUUCAGGCAGUCCCUCCCUGUUUCAGCCCUUCAGGUAGUCCCUCCCUGUUUCAGCCCUUCAGGUAGUCCCUCCCUGUUUCAGCCCUUCAGGUAGUCCCUCCCUGUUUCAGCCCUUCAGGCAGUCCCUCCCUGUUUCAGCCCUUCAGGUAGUCCCUCCCUGUUUCAGCCCUUCAGGUAGUCCCUCCCUGUUUCAGCCCUUCAGUUAGUCCCUCCCUGUUUCAGCCCUUCAGGUAGUCCCUCCCUGUUUCAGCCCUUCAGGCAGUCCCUCCCUGUUUCAGCCCUUCAGGCAGUCCCUCCCUGUUUCAGCCCUUCGGGUAGUCUCUGUUUCAGCCCUUCAGGUAGUCCCUCUCUGUUUCAGACUAUUUUUUCUGUUUGGUGCCUGGUGAAUAUGACUCAGGUGAGAUGAGGGGUGGACCUAAUGAGGGAUGGAUAGCAGUAUUCUUUCAUCACUAAUUCCCAUACUGUACACUGAGCAGUACUACAUACCACUCCUGGGAAACCCCUCACGUGUAGGAGUUUACAUAUAUGUUGCACUGUUUACGUUUUGAAAUCUUGGAUAUGAAUUACUUCAAUGGGAACCAGUCCUGUUUUUUGACUGUAUGAUGAACAACUUUGUGAUACCAUUCAUAUUUUAACUAUAUGUCUUUUGUUAGAAAGUAUUCCACUGAGGAAAAUUUUAAUUUAAAAAAAUGUUUUGAAAUGUGUUGAAGAGUAAUGAUGAUAACAUUGAGUGAUCUCCGCUUAUCUUUUUAGAUUCAUCAGAGCUGUUUUUGUCUUUUAAUAUUUAAAUAAAUGGUAACUUAACAAUGUAUGAUUUAUGACAGAAAAUAAAGACAGUUGUUGUGAUGUC
This is a messenger RNA of Oncorhynchus kisutch (coho salmon), 6493 nucleotides long. It is a transcript of the gene nek3, whose product is annotated as NIMA related kinase 3. Gene Ontology annotation, molecular function: protein kinase activity; ATP binding. Gene Ontology annotation, biological process: protein phosphorylation. The record is from RefSeq and is a predicted model, not a curated record. NCBI's taxonomy places the organism in Eukaryota, Metazoa, Chordata, Actinopteri, Salmoniformes, Salmonidae. The coding region runs from base 394 to 1818 and encodes 474 amino acids. The transcript is spliced from 14 exons.